Molecule: messenger RNA, 945 nt
Organism: Elephantulus edwardii (Cape elephant shrew)
Lineage: Eukaryota; Metazoa; Chordata; Mammalia; Macroscelidea; Macroscelididae
Product: olfactory receptor 10T2-like
Exons: 1
Coding region: 1-945 (314 amino acids)
Biological process (GO): G protein-coupled receptor signaling pathway
Cellular component (GO): membrane
Molecular function (GO): olfactory receptor activity; G protein-coupled receptor activity
Source: RefSeq, a predicted model, not a curated record
AUGAGGAGACAGAACCAAAGCAUGAUCACUGAGUUCUUCCUCGUAGGUUUUUCAAACCUUGGGGAUCUGCAGAUCCUUCUCUUCUUCAUCUUCCUACUGGUCUACCUGACCACUUUGAUGGCUAAUGUUACCAUUAUGACUGUUAUCCGCCUGGACCGGGCUUUGCACACCCCCAUGUACUUCUUCCUUUUUAUCCUCUCCUGCUCUGAAACAUGUUACACCUUAGUCAUUGUGCCUAAAAUGCUGAGCAACCUGCUUUCGACAAAUCCAACAAUUUCUUUCUCUGGAUGUGCUGCCCAGCUUUAUUUCUUUGUGGGCUUGGCUUGUACCAACUGCUUUCUCAUUGCUGUGAUGGGCUAUGAUCGGUACGUUGCCAUCUGUAACCCUCUCAAUUACACACUCAUUGUCAGUAGAGCCACCUGCAUGCAGCUGGUUCUAGCCUCUAGCUUCUGUGGUUUCCUCAUCUCUGUGGUUGUCAAUGUCCUGGUGUUCAGUGUGCCUUUCUGUGCCUCCAAUCGGAUCAACCAUUUUUUCUGUGACAUUUCCCCUGUCAUCAAAUUGGGCUGUACAGACACGAACCUAAAGGAGAUGGUCAUCUUCUUCCUCAGCAUUCUCGUUUUACUGGUUCCAUUUGUACUGAUUUUCAUCUCUUAUGUUUUCAUUGUGUCUACCAUCCUCAAAAUAUCCUCAGUGGAGGGGCAGAGAAAAGCUUUUGCCACUUGUGCUUCCCACCUGACAGUGGUCAUUGUUCACUAUGGCUGUGCUUCCUUUAUCUACCUACGGCCCACAUCCCUGUACUCCUCAGACAAGGACCGGCUGGUGGCAGUGACCUAUACUGUAAUCACUCCCCUACUCAACCCCCUUGUCUACACACUGAGGAAUAAAGAAGUGAAGACAGCUCUGAGGAAAGUCUUGAAUAGAUAUUCAUUUCCCAAAACUGUGUGA